Akanthomyces muscarius is the source of this 501-nucleotide messenger RNA. RefSeq lists its product as uncharacterized. The record is from RefSeq and is a predicted model, not a curated record. Gene Ontology annotation, cellular component: mitochondrial inner membrane peptidase complex; membrane. Lineage: Eukaryota; Fungi; Ascomycota; Sordariomycetes; Hypocreales; Cordycipitaceae. Gene Ontology annotation, molecular function: serine-type endopeptidase activity. The transcript has 2 exons. Bases 1 to 501 code for a protein of 166 amino acids.
AUGGCGUCUCGCUUCCUCAGCCGCCCCGGCGUGCGCCUCUCCCUCGGCAUGACCAAGCUCUGGUUUGCCUGGCACCUCUUCGCCACGCACGGCUUCCAGGUCGGCCCCGCCGACGGGCCCUCGAUGCUGCCGACUUUCUCCACGUACGGCGACUGGAUCGGCACCGACAAGCGCUACCGCCUCGGCCGCGGCGUCCGCGUCGGCGACCUGGUCCUCUACCAGAUGCCCUUUGCCAGGUACGACAUGGGCGUCAAGCGCGUCGUCGGCCUGCCGGGCGACUACGUCUCGGUGGGCACGCCGGGCCAGCAGGGGGAAGAAAGCAUGAUUCAGAUUCCAGAUGGGCACUGCUGGGUUGUUGGUGACAAUCUGGUGGCUUCGAGAGAUUCGAGAACGUUUGGUCCAUUACCCCUUGCCCUCAUACAGGGCAAGGUCGUGGCAAAGGUCUUGCCAUGGAACGAACGGCAAUGGUUUGAGAACCCGCUCCAACGAGUCGAGCAAUAA